This is a messenger RNA of Brenthis ino (lesser marbled fritillary), 270 nucleotides long. Lineage: Eukaryota; Metazoa; Arthropoda; Insecta; Lepidoptera; Nymphalidae. The record is from the annotation of a GenBank genome assembly.
AUGAUAUCAACGUGGGUGCUUUCGGAUCAAAAGCGUAGUUUAAACCAAGAGCUUAAUGAACUGAAAGAAAGUAUGACUUCAACGACUACCUCAACAACUAGUGCUCCUGUUUCAGAAGAAACUACUUCAAGUUCUGUGAGCGAAGAACCAGUUACAUCAUCAAGCUCACCUUCAAGUUUGGAUCCAGAUCAAAAUCUACCAGAAGAUCUGGAAACCAUCAGUAAAAAUAUACAAGAAAGUAAAUUAAUCAGUUCAAUUUUAGCAGGCGCA